AUAAUUAUACAGUAUGAGAUCGUCAUUCAAAAUGUUUUAUUAAUAAUCUAAGUGGAGUAUUUCAUUAGAAAAAAAAAAAGAAGUAAAUGUGACAUCACUUUAGUGGUGGAUAGCCAUAGUUUUCAGUAAUCAAUCGGAGCCCGGCUUCGUGCUCUCCCAUUUCUGAUUUCUCAGAGGAACCGGCUCAGGAAGAGUUGCAGCUGAGCCAUACACGUGGAUCCACGUAUGCCACUGUUGGCUCCUCACACGCUCAAACAAUGAAGUCGUUGACACGUCCCCAUUUGGCUUUUGUUUCUUCGUGACUAAGCUUAAUCGACCCCCUAGCUUUUGCCAGGACCCACCAACAUAUGUCACCUCCUUUCAUUCAACUUUAUAAAGUAAGUAAAACCACAUACCCCACUUUUUAGUGCUAAAUGACUCAAAAGCCAAUCUCAGUACAAACUUCUAUGCCGUAUUGGACCGAAAUGCCCCUACAGUGGGCUCCACCAAAUACCCCUCUCCUUUGCUCUUAAAUACGACCCUCCUACGCUGCAAUUCUUCCCUUUCCUCCUCCCUCCUUCCUCCCCUUCUCUCUCUUUGAAGACAUUUUUCCUUAUUAUAAUAACAUAAUGUUGUCCACUAUUCCGGCCAUGUUCUCGUCCGAGACGAUGAUCGGAAACCCAUUCCCAUCCUUUGAGAACGGCUUCACGCCGUGGGACUGCUCCGAUUUUUUCUCAUCUGUUGACCAAUUAUCACCAAAACCAGUCGGUUCGAGUUCCGGCUCAGAGGAACCGAACCGUACAGUUAACUCGGAUGAUUCGAACCGAGAGGAUCUAUCUUUGAAGAUCGAUGAGCGAAAGCGGAGGCGGAUGAUAUCCAACCGGGAAUCGGCCAGGAGGUCACGCAUGCGUAAGCAGAAGCAUUUAGAAAACCUAAGGAACCAGGUGAACCGGCUUAAGAUGGAAAACCGGGAACUAACGAACCGGUUGCGCUUCGUUUUGCACCAUGUCCAACGCAUACGGAUGGAUAACGACCGGCUAAUUACCGAACAUAGUAUUCUCCGACAGAAACUGUCCAACAUCCAUCAAAUGUUAGCUCUCCGGCAACUGCAACAACAGUUCACGCUUACGUGGCCAUGCAACAGUACCAAUAUUACCACAACCUGAGAAAAAAUCCCAUCAUUAAUAACUUAAUUUGAACCUAAUAAUCAUAUUUAUCAUUGAAUUCUAAAACGGGAACAGAAAGAGCCACCUCUAUCUCUGUCGCUUCAUCUCUCCCUCUCCCUCUCCCUCUCCCUCUCCCUCUGUAUAAAAGUAGUAUUAAUUAACUAAGCUUCCAAGGACUAUUAAAGAAACAAUUGGUGGCUGGUUUUUAGGUAUUUUCCAAAAUUGGCGAUUUUGUGAAAGCUGAGGUGUGAUCAUUUUGUAAAGAUUUAGUCCAGUGUUUGGCCAACUAAUGUUUAUUAAGACGUGCAUGAUUGUGUUGUUUUUCAUCAAAUCAUCAUCUCCAUUUAUGGGCUCCUCUCCUUUCAACUUUUUUAUUUUCCAAACUCUUAUUUAUC
This is a messenger RNA of Tripterygium wilfordii, 1540 nucleotides long. Its product is annotated as basic leucine zipper 4-like. The record is from RefSeq and is a predicted model, not a curated record. Gene Ontology annotation, molecular function: transcription cis-regulatory region binding; DNA-binding transcription factor activity. Gene Ontology annotation, cellular component: nucleus. NCBI's taxonomy places the organism in Eukaryota, Viridiplantae, Streptophyta, Magnoliopsida, Celastrales, Celastraceae. Gene Ontology annotation, biological process: positive regulation of DNA-templated transcription. The transcript has a single exon. Bases 609 to 1145 code for a protein of 178 amino acids.